Molecule: messenger RNA, 6313 nt
Organism: Zingiber officinale
Lineage: Eukaryota; Viridiplantae; Streptophyta; Magnoliopsida; Zingiberales; Zingiberaceae
Product: NADH-ubiquinone oxidoreductase chain 1
Exons: 1
Coding region: 3869-4168 (99 amino acids)
Biological process (GO): aerobic respiration
Cellular component (GO): membrane
Molecular function (GO): NADH dehydrogenase activity
Source: RefSeq, a predicted model, not a curated record
AUACUGAAGCCCUUCUCCAUUACCUUCAUUACCACCUAAAUCCCCCGGCAUUCCUUUCUCAAAGUAGCCCGGGACUCGCCAAGUGGAGCCAGCACACAGCCUUAAGGUGCGCGAUCGAAAGAAUUUAAAGGGAUAUCAUAUAGGGCAUUGGAGGGACCUUGAGACACCCAAUCACAACCUUCUUCGUCCGAAUCCGCCUAAGAUCUUCCAUGAACGACCCACAGAAAGCGGGGAAAAGAACUUCCCUACCCUACGCUUGCCUACUUCCCCGUCCGAUCUCUUAUCUUUCCCUCCCUCUUGCCAUUCGUAGACCUUGAAGAAGCAGCAGUAGCUGGGGCUAUUAAAAACUACGAAAGAUCUUACCCUAAUAAGAGUAGAAAGAUCAAGAGAGUACUCGUUAGUCACGUUAACUUAUAAUAAGAGAGCUUGAUCGGGACUACUAUAGGUUCCGGAGAAGAUCCAACAUAUGCUACUGACUCGGGAUAUGAAUCAGACUCAAAGACCUAUUAUUCAGCUGCCCUUGCCCUUAUGAGGAGAGUGAACCUUUUUCAACUCCUUCUGUUCAUCCUGUUGAUGGAAUGGAACUCAGAGAAAGAGAUAGUGUGUCAUCGGGUUCCAGUUCAUGGAAAGAGUUCAUGGUCCCAUUCACGACUAUUAUUCUCUUUUGCAAGUCCAUUCAGAUAUUCGACUGCUGCUAUAACGGUGAGGCUCCUUUCAUCUAUCCAUUAAGUCUGAUUUGAGUCUUAGGACGGGACUAACAACAUAUUCAAGCGGGUCCCUUCCUGACGUCACACUAAGCUUUGCUCGUCCGAAAAUACUACUGAUGGGUUUUUAGGCGUCACACGUCGCUUUAAGCUUUGCUCGUCCCACAGCAACAACAGCAACAGUCGUAAAUGGCCUAAAGCCUACAAAUACUUAUGAUGGGGGUUGGGUGUUGCUGUGGGCCGAAAUAUAUAUAAGUGAGAACGACGGGAAGGUAUAUGAAGAAGACUCUUCGGAGAGGGGGGCCGAAAUGAUAAUGAGGGCUCGCUUUACCGUAAUUUAGGGAGAGAGACGAACACUUCUGUUAGAUAGAAGCUGGUGCCCUCAAACUCUUUCUCUCGUUCGCUAUAGGGACGUAGCUAUGAAACCAAACUGCAAUCGUUCAUGGCAUUGCCUUCUCGUGAAAGGUUUAAAGGUAGGCACUUUAGACAUAUAUAAGCUUUUGCCCGUGAAAGCUGGUGCCCUUAAGUGAAAGGCUCCGUACCGCUCCGUGGGGUGAAUGGUUCAAGUAAAGAGUGAUAGGCAUAUAAUAAUAAACGACGCCUUAACGCAAUGCCAUUAAGGCUGUGUGGAAUGAAUCCCGUACUCUGGAUUCAUCUCUUUCUUUGGUGCUAGGGUUAGCCAGAGUUCUAGGAAAGAUAAAGAGGAGGGCCGACUAUAAGGGUAGGGAUAGGGCCAAUAAUCAUAGUAGUCUUUUCUUUCUACGUUUCAGUUUUUCAUAACUAUUCAAAACUACGAAAGAUCUACUACUAUAAUAGUUGUUGCUGGGAUCGACCUAAAGGUCCGAGUGACAACGACGGGAGCGACAGCGACGUGACUGAUUAUUGGAAUUCUUAAGAGUGGUAAAUGAGAAGAGAGGACUAGAGCAACCGGAAAGCACUCUACCGGGAAGAAUCAAUCAAACAGCAGCAGUUCAUGGAAAGAUAUCAUUAACAGUAGUACUCGUGAGCGUUCGGUACAGAAUGAAACUGAACAGCUGCUAAUAUAGUAAAGGCUACCGCGGAGAAAGUCGUCUAUGGUCAAAAGUACUCUCCAGGUCCCUUACGAAGAUCAAAGUGAAUGGAAUAUGAGUGAAUUCCGGAAGUUCUAGGUGCAAGAUAGAGUGAGAAAUACGCUACAGGGAGCGGAAGAGUUCGAGAAAGAGUUCUGCAUUAUAUACUAUAAAAAGCAGGUGAGGUGCCCGGGAGGUAGGGCCCUACACGAGUCAAGCUUAAGGAGACCGAGUCCGAACCCUUGAAAGAGGGUGUAAGUGUUUGGCACAAGUCCAUUCACGAGAAGCAACUGCGAAGCUACUAUUCGCGGCGGAAGGCUCUUGUAUUUAUUAAUACUAAAGAGGAUACGCGGGAGCAGCAGAGAGAGCCCAAUACUGCUGAUGGGUUUUUAGGCUCACUCGGCCCUCUCACUAUUUGUACUCGGUCGGGAUGAGGCUAUGCUCUGGGUUCUGGGAAGGUAGUGAAGUGACCCGAGGGCCGACUAUAAGGGUAGGGAUAGGGCCAAUAAUCAUAGUAGUCUUUUCUUUCGUAGUUUCUGUUUUGAAUCACGAACUAUAUAUAUAAUAGUGACGUCUACAAUUGCCUUUGGGGCAAAUACAAACUGAAUCGUGAAUGAAAAGAGUCAAUGGUACACCAUUGGAGACCUCUUGCUGCUUUUCUUUCUACGUUUUUCAUGUCCAUUCACGAUUCACCACUAGGAGGAAUUCCUUUGGGGCAAUUUACGACAAAUAUUAUCUGACGGGCCAACAGAUAUUCAAAACUACAAAAGAUCUACUCUCAGCAGAAGCUAUUUAUUGCGUGAAUGGCAUUCAAAACUACUACUGAUCUGACCAACGCGGUCGAGCCAUCGUCAGAUGCCCUUCCCUUCGUCUUUCUUCUCAGCUCUUCGCCCCUUCAUUCACGACCUCUUGCUUGGCUCGACCUAAAGGGAGAGAGAGAGGGACUAUCCUACUUCCAUAAGUUGGGAUACCGACGUGAAGUCUCAAGCAUUUACCUUUCUAGUUAGAGACCUGAACUCCAAGCGCUAACGCGCGCUCCGGCUUUCUCGCUGUAGCUUGCUUGGGGCUAAGGUGGGAUCUGCUCAAGGACCUACUGAUUUAGGUAAAUAUCUCAUGCGUUCCGGGGAGGUUUUUUCUUUUAUAAACUAUGCGCUUUUUCAAUGAGAAAUGGUCGGAAAAGAAAAAAGGGGUUGAAAUUGGCAAAAAACACUAAACGGGAAUACGGAAGGGCUUGUAUUUUUGGUUGAAAUGGGAUGGUCUUCAAACUCCCGAGAUGCAGUCUAGACAGCGGGCUCCCCCUUUUCUGACUGGACUGACUCGGGGAAGGUUUGACCUCCUCCCAAGCAUGCUUCACAGCCACUCAUUCGUCCUAACCAGAAUCUAUCUCUCAGCGAUUCCUUUCUCCGCUAAUCACCCCUUCCCAACCUGCCCGCCCGAUCGAUCGUCGGUUGAUCGGCGAAUGAAUAGGGGUUGAGAUGGUUCUAAGUUGUCGGAACGAAUCGUUUGUUUGCUUUAUCGAACAAAGCUUGAUUAGGGGGUCGUCGGUUAGCCCUAUCUUCUUUUCAACCAUGACAGCAGGUGUUGACCAGCUUUGCGAGACGGACGGACACGAAGAAGAACGCAGGCAGCGGAAAUGCACAAGAGUUUCACUUCUCUUCCCCACCCGCAGAUCUUUCGCCCGGAACCCAUCAGCAGUAUUUUGUUAGUCUAACAUGGCCCCAAAGCAAAUACCAUUUAUACUCCAAAAUAAAUGAUGUUCAGGCACGCAAUACUGUAAUCUGCUAGAGUUCAUGACUCAACCACAAAUCCGUUGAAUGAAAGUACUCCACUAGUUAGAAGGAAAUCCCUUGACUUCGCUUAGUCAAGUGAGGCGGGUCCAUUCGAAGUAAGGUAACAGGAUUCAUUAAUGCACCAUCUUUAAAAGAUCUCUUCUCGGGAUCCGGGCUUUUUCGAGAAAAGGUCCCAUCCUUCAAUAGUUUGAUUGGGUCGACCAGGCCAGGAUCAUGAGUGAAUAGAAAAUCGAAAACGUACAUAGCUGUUCCAGCGGAAAUACUGUGUUUAAUUCUACCACUUCUACUAGGAGUCGCCUUUUUAGUGCUAGCUGAACGUAAAGUAAUGGCUUUUGUGCAACGUCGAAAGGGUCCUGAUGUAGUGGGAUCGUUCGGAUUGUUACAACCUCUAGCAGAUGGUUUGAAAUUGAUUCUAAAAGAACCUAUUUCACCAAGUAGUGCUAAUUUAUCCCUUUUUAGAAUGGCUCCAGUGGCUACAUUUAUGUUAAGUCUGGUCGCUCGGGCCGUUGUACCUUUUGAUUACGGUAUGGUAUUGUCAGAUCCGAACAUAGGGCUACUUUAUCUGUUUGCCAUAUCUUCGCUAGGUCUUUAUGGAAUUCUUAUUGCAGGUUGGUCUAGUAAUUAGGGGGGCGGCCGUUCGGUCGCCUAUGAUAGACGGACCAAUUGGUCAAUAAAGGGUUUGUGCCGCAGGUGUUGAACGAUCUACUCUACACAGGUGUGGGCUUAGAGGGCUAGGGCUCGCCUUUCUUUCAUUCAGAAAGAGGGCCCUGGUCCUUUUCCGGGCCGGGAUCGAGAAGUGGAAGUCAUCAAAAAGAGAUCUUUCUCUUCGCACCUCAGAUCAAGAGGAAAGGUAGCUUGUCAAGCUGGCCUAACUAUUGAAAAUUAUAGCAGUCUUUGUUCCGGCUGUUCUUCUUUGUCAACGCAGACCCCUACUUGAUGAAUGAAAGAACAUGAGAAAGGUAAAGGGCCGUAGGGCUCGCUUUAAAGUGUGGGCCGAAGUGCAACAAUAUUUGGUAGAUCUUUCGUAGUUUUGAAUGCCAUGAACUACUAAUACUGUAAUCUGCUGGGAUCGACCAUUAAUAUUAGUACGAUUGUCGAGAUAGAUAGCUCGACCUAAAGGGCCGAAAUACCAUUUGGGCAGAUCUUUCGCCCGGAACCCAUCAGCAGUAUUUUGUUAGUCGUAAAUUGCCCCAGUUGACAUCAGCAGUAUUUUGCGUUCUAGGCUAUGAAAAACUACUCGAGAAAAUACUGCUGAUGGGCCAUUUGGGGCACUCUAGUAAAUUGAAUCGUUCAUGGCUAUUCAAAACUCAGACUACGAAAGUACUGUAAUCUGCUGACGUAGAGCCGAUAGGCUCGAGCGCAUGCGAGAGGACCAAUGAAUAGCUCGGAAUUACCAUAAGGGCAGGGGCGGAGAGCUGAACGAAAGGGAAGGGCCAUCAGCAUUCUCGAGUAGUUUUGAAUCGCUACUGCCAUUCACGACUGGUGCUGGAGAGAGAGAGUAUGUUUCUGUUUGUUGUUAGAGAUCUUUUGUUGUUAGAGCAUCUUUAUAGCGACGUGUAGACGGGGCGACGAAAGCCCACUACAGUACAGUCGAAGUCAGCGGCUGAGUUAGCCUAGCCUCUACUACUAUUUUCUUUCUUCUUUUUAGUAGGCGAGCGAGUUAGCGAAGACGCUUAGGCUAAUAAAUAAGAGAGCGUCGGUGCUCCGCCUUCAUUCUACUACGCUACGCAAAGUCACUUAGCUCGACGUUAAGAGAGGAUAGGGGGAAGACCCUACAUAGAAGAACCGCUCUUCGCUUACUAAGGUAUAACCUUUCGCUCCCCGGGGCAAAGCCGCUUCGCACCACUGAUAGACUACUUAAGAUUCCAUUUCAAAGGCGCUACUUUGUUUCGCAAGCCUUUGUCAUUGUCAGUCAACUAAGUAGGGCGAAGAGCCCCCUGCGAAUCCGUAAAUCUGAGAGCAUGCCGAAGUCCCCUAUGCAUUUCAUUCUUUCCUCCACGGAUCGAAUUCCAGUACCUUACCCCCCAUCAUGGUGAACCUCUCCUUGUGAUCGGGAUGAGGUAGAUGCCUCCCAGCCGGGGGGCGGAUCGAAUCGGAGUUUCCUUAGGUAGCCACCGACCUACAGUUAUCCUUAAACUUCCGUGCUUGGUGGAGAAGAAGCGAACAAAGGUACGCUCGCUUGCUGUCUUGUUCUCUGCCGCGGACUGGGAUCGCUCGCCUGCUAGGCCCUAUAGAAUCAAGUUGGAGCAACAUAGUAUGAGAACAUAUUACCCAUCUUCGGGGACAAGGGGCGAAAGGACCUCUCGAUCUACUUACUGCAGCCCAGGACGGGCGUCGUCGUCUAGGCGAAACCUCUUGCUCUGAUCUCCCCGGAGCCUAGGACGUUGUCUGGGCCAAGAGCCAUAGUUAGUUGCUGUUUCCAUUUGGUUGUUCUUUCUCGUUGUUGAUACCGGCAAGACCCAGCCAGAUGAUGAUGUCUGCUGGUUGGUAGUGAGAGGACUCUGAGUACCCGCAAAAAAAAGGGGCGCUGGUGAAAAAACAAGAAUUUGAUUGAGUUUCUUGCUCUCCCUUAGCUGCGGGAAAGGAGUCUAUCUAUCUGCCUAGCUUUGUUUGGUAGAUUUCCCCCAACGCAAUUCAAAAACGGGAAUUCCACGAAUCCCUGAGGUGGAUAAGUCCGACGACUCAGCAGCAGUGCGGAAUUGAGUUUCUCGUCCGGUGGAUCUGAUCUAUAGUUAGGGCGCCUUACAUACCAAAAGGUUCGAAGAAGGAA